AUGUGUAGAGUUGCAGUUCUCGUGUUCGGCCUGCUGGUUGCGCUGCUGGGCAGUGUUCAGGCUACAGAUGGACACCCGAUCUACGGCGUGAAGCUCUGCGGGAGAGAGUUCAUCCGGGCGGUGAUCUUCACUUGCGGAGGCUCGCGCUGGAGGAGAUCUCUGGAUGAUUCUGGUGAUCUGUCCAGUGAUCUGCUCUCCGCUCAUGAUGACGAGGCCUCUGAAAGCUCGGCCUUAAACUCCAUCAUCCCUGGACUGUCAUACAGACCCCAUCCCGACUCAGAGGCCCCUGUCUGGGCAGCAGAGGCUCCGGAGGACUCCGUGUUCAGCCGUCCUGCUCGAUCGCUCAUCUCAGACGAAGUGCUGGAGGCCCUGCGCACGUCAGACAGGAAAGGCCGCGAUGUGGUGGUCGGCCUGUCCAACGCCUGCUGUAAAUGGGGCUGCAGCAAGAGCGAGAUCAGCUCAUUAUGUUAA
Messenger RNA from Danio aesculapii, 471 nucleotides. It is a transcript of the gene rln3b, whose product is annotated as relaxin 3b. The transcript has 2 exons. Gene Ontology annotation, molecular function: hormone activity. Gene Ontology annotation, cellular component: extracellular region. Lineage: Eukaryota; Metazoa; Chordata; Actinopteri; Cypriniformes; Danionidae. The coding region runs from base 1 to 471 and encodes 156 amino acids. The record is from RefSeq and is a predicted model, not a curated record.